Molecule: messenger RNA, 1390 nt
Organism: Hypoxylon trugodes
Lineage: Eukaryota; Fungi; Ascomycota; Sordariomycetes; Xylariales; Hypoxylaceae
Product: DUF618 domain-containing protein
Exons: 4
Coding region: 87-1283 (398 amino acids)
Biological process (GO): mRNA 3'-end processing
Cellular component (GO): RNA polymerase II, holoenzyme
Molecular function (GO): RNA polymerase II C-terminal domain binding
Source: RefSeq, a predicted model, not a curated record
ACCAACCUCCAAAUUUUCGACAAGAAUCAUCUCACUACAACACAACACGGCUCCCCUAAACUUGAAAGGCUUCGCGAAUUAGCAGCAUGGCUUAUAACGACGAUGCUGUGUUAGCGAAGCUCUCCGCCCUCUCCGAGGCGGCAGACAGCAUCGUGACUGUAGCCCAAUGGAUCAUGUUUCAUAGGCGCCAUGCAGAUCGGACGGUUCAAUUGUGGUUCCAGCGACUGAAAGACUCUACAAGCCACAAGCGACUAAACCUCAUUUAUCUUGCUAAUGAGGUCGCGCAACAAACCAAGGCUCGUCAUAAGGAGGAUUUUGUAGUCGCUUUUUCACCUAUCAUCGCAGAAGCUGUCGCCACUGCUUACAAGGGUGCUCCUACAGAUACACAACAGAGAAUCCAACGAGUAGUUGACGUUUGGAGAGAUCGCGAUGUUUUUGAGAAGCCCAUUCUAGAAGCUAUAGAUGCUCGCAUUCAAGAAAUCAAUCAAGCUCGCGGCAGUGCCAAAGCCGGAUUUGGUGGUUCCAUUUUCGGAUCUGCUACUUCCAUUCCGGCAGAGCUAGUCCCUCUAACCACCCCCCAGCAGAAUGUCACGAAGCUACUUCUAGGCACGAAGACUUCGGUCAACGCUGCCAACCAAGAGUAUGACAAAUUGUUGGGCCCAGGAAGCACCGCCCCUUCCGCCCCUGUGUAUGCUGCUCGUCUAAGUGGAUUGCUCAAGACGUUAGCACAGGCAGAAGGAGCAGUUGAUCAGUGUGUGAAAGCCCGCCGAGAGCUUGUUGCAGCGCUUCAAAAAGUUCUCGACACCAACAGGAAUGCUUUACUUUCUGAGGAAGAUCAGCUUGAGACAUUCGUGAGGAGAAGGGCGGAGGUGGAAGAUAAGAAGACUGAGGUUGAGAAGGCAAUCAUGGCGGGACUUCCAGACGACGAGCCAUUUUUAUCAAGUAACGGCCCGAGUACCCAGCCAGACCCAGAGCCUGACAGGCCGGAGGUUGAGGAACUCACACCGCCCCCGAUUGAGCCGGAUUUUCCCGAGGAACCCGAUUCUUUAGACGAGCAGCAAUCCUUCCCAAACAUCGCCCAGGUAACCCUCUCUCCGCAGUCAGCGAAACAUGCCCUCGAGUUGCAUCCUAGUCCUACUUCCCAGUUCAAGUCAGUGUCGACGACGCUCAACGGGUCCAAGAAGCGAAAGCUUGACGAGAGUAAUGACUUUCCGGAUCUUGGGGAGGACGAUGGUAUUGACUCGGAUGUCGCCGAGAUGCUUCGCCGAGACAGUGGUUCAUAAGGGUAGCAACGGUGUUGGCCCGGCCUCAUUCCCAUGAAAAGAGGCUAGGCAGUGUAUAAUCAUAGGAACCUUUGCAUUUCCGGGGCGGGGAAGGCUUUUUGUCGCGG